This is a messenger RNA of Leptidea sinapis, 734 nucleotides long. RefSeq lists its product as uncharacterized. Bases 102 to 719 code for a protein of 205 amino acids. The record is from RefSeq and is a predicted model, not a curated record. The transcript is spliced from 5 exons. Lineage: Eukaryota; Metazoa; Arthropoda; Insecta; Lepidoptera; Pieridae.
CGGCAAAACUCAGCUGUGAUAGUUUGUUUUUUAUUCUGUAUUACGACAGAGUAUGUAUUAUUUGAUAAUGUUAUAGUUGUGUGAUUUAAAUGUAACACAAAAUGGAUACUAGACUGGUUUUAUUAAUAUGUCUACUUUCUUUUGCAUCCUGCUCAAUCAUCAUUCCUGAAGAGUUACCAUCUCUUCUCUCCGUGGCGUACUCAAACAUUCCGCCGAUUAAAAAAGGCACUGAUUCCCGUGUCGGGUUUGGGUUCGCGUUUGGCAACCACGCUGAUUUUCAAGUGCUUCUGGAGUUAGGACCGCAGACAAAUACGUUGAAUCUAACCGGACAAUCAUUCCCCACCAACACGAAACGACAAGCGCCAAAUGUUGCUCCAGAGAAGAUAAAUAAGAACAAAGAAAAGUUCUUUCAAACUGACGCUGGAAAAUACUUACAAAACUGGGCGCAACGGAUGAAGAACCAAAAACCAACAAAGAAGCCUAUCAAAGAAGAUUUUGUAAAUCUAGAAGAGUCUAUGGUUGAACUUGUAAAGAACGACAAAGGGGAGUAUGAAAUACACCAACCGAAGCCGGACAAUAUGCCUAAAUACGUGCUAGAUAACUUGAAGAAGUUGUACGGGGAGAAGAAAGAAGAGGCGAUUAAAAUGACAGAGCAGAAGAGGAGCGAAGAAGAGAUAAAGAAGAUAACGGAAGAUUUAUCUAAUGUUGAUUUAGAUUAAAUGUGGUUAAUGGUU